CUACUGCCCAAAAGGCUGGAAGAAUUGCACAGUAAGGACUAACUAGAAAUAGCUGUGGAGUGGCAGAGUCCAAUAAAAAUGCAGGUUGGGGUCGCUUGUCACCGCUCUAUCCCCCACUACGCCUGCCUACUGGAAACAAAAUCGAAAUCGAAAUCAAUCCCUCUUCUCCCGACAACAACAGGGACAAGAGCAGCUCCAAAUUAUGUUAUUGUACGGGUUUCAUUUGAUUCUCGGGGCCGAGCUGCUAGGACUGAAAGAGCAGGAGCAGGAGGAGGAGUUCCGGUGGAGGAAGGAGGAGGAGUUCCGGUGCCAGUCCGGGUUGUGGGCACUCCGGAACAGCCAGGAGGGAAGAUGGUGGCUGAAUUGGUGGGGGCAUUUAAUCAGUUGACUCACCGGAUGACGAUGAUGAAGCCCAGCAACAGCAACAGCAGCAGCAGCAGCAAUGGCAAUAGCAAUUGCAGUAGUAAUCUCUCCACCAGCUCCUCUCGCUUGCUCUUCAAGACUCUCAAGCUUGCAAUUCCUAUUCUCCAGGCCCUCCCUCCUACCCCUCCUGGCCACCGCCCUCCUCUCUCCAAAGCCCUCUCUGUCGCCUUCAUUCUCGCCGAUCUUCAGAUGGAUGCUGAAGUUAUCUCUGCUGGUAUAUUGAGACAAGUUCUAGAGGCAGGUGCCAUGUCCUUCUUUCAAGUCAAGGAUCGCAUUGGUACCAGUACUGCUCAUUUGCUUCACGAGAGCUUACGCCUCAACAACAUUUAUUCGAAAGUCCAAAUCCUAGAUGAUGAUUCUGCUGCUGCUUUAAGGAAAUAUUGUCUCACUUGCUAUGACUCCAGGGCCUUAAUACUUGACCUUGCUCUCAAGCUUGAUUCCAUGCGCCAUCUCAAUUACCUUCCCAGGUACCUGCAGCAAUUAAUUUCUCUCGAGGUCAUGAAGAUACAUGCCCCUUUAGCUCAUGCCUUGUCCACCAACAUUUUGUCUCUGGAGCUGGAAGAUCUUUCCUUCCGCUACUUGUUUCCUUAUUCUUACGUCUAUGUGGACGCAUGGUUGGGGAGCCACCAGACCAGUGGAAGCGAGCAUCUGUUAGACAUCUACCAGGAGCAGCUGCUUCAGUCCCUGAGGUCGGAUCCAAUAUUAACAGAAAUUGUUGAUGAUAUCUCUGUCAAAGCUCGUUCCAAAAGUCGUUAUAGCACCAUGAAGAAGCUUUUGAGAGAUGGACGCAAGCCUGAAGAGGUGUACGACAUCUUAGGACUGAGAGUAAUCUUAAGUCCUUCCCAAGUUAAUUCAUCACAACUUGGAGAAAAGGCAUGCUACAGAACUCAUGAAAUAAUUCGGUCUUUAUGGAAGGAGAUUCCUAGUCGGUCAAGAGACUACAUCACCAGGCCAAAGGCAAAUGGGUACAGGAGCUUGCACAUGGUUGUUGAUAUCAGUGAUAAUGGCAGGCAUAGACCGAUGAUGGAAAUACAGAUACGGACAGCAGAGAUGGACAUGUUGGCAGCUGAUGGUACGGCUUCCCAUGCACUGUACAAGAGUGGCCUUACUGAUCCUGAAGAGGCAAAGCGUCUCAAGGCGAUCAUGAUAGCUGCAGCUGAAUUUGCAGCAAUGCGCCUGCAAGACCUCCCGUCUGCUAAUACUAGGUGUCUUGAGAUUGACCGUAGAGAUCGAGUUUUUUGUCUUCUUGACAAGGAUGGUGAUGGUAAAAUUAGCAUUGAAGAACUUAUGGAAGUAAUGGAAGAGCUAGGUGCUGAAGGAGAAGAUGCUCGGGAGAUGAUGGAACUUCUUGAUUCAAAUAGUGAUGGUUCUUUGAGCUCUGAUGAGUUUGAUUUAUUUCAGAAGCAGGCUGAAUUGAUGCGCAAUUUAGAUGCUAGAGAUGAUCAGUACAAGACCUUGUUAGACGAGAAGCUCCAAAUAUCAGAUAGCAGUGGUGUGAUUCAGGAAGCGAGAUAUCUUUCUUCAAGAAUGCAGUAUGUCAAGGCACCGCCUUAAAGGAUUUUUAUGACUGUCAUUGUUUCCCAGCUGCUUCAGUAUUUGUUGGUUUAUGAGUCAAAGAGAGGGAGAAAAGGAAGAGUGAAGGGAAGUAGGAGCAACAAUUCUACUAGCUUGGUUUUGUGUUCUUCAUUCAAGAUGAGAGUGGUUUGGGGUUAAUUUCUCUGGUUGGAUUUUAUGUAAUACAGACUUCCUUUCUGAUGACAGGUAGUGCUUGGGGUCCAUGCAGAAUGUGUCCCAUGCUUUAAAGUGAUAAAAGAGCAAGGUACUAAAAUUGUGGAAGCUGCUGAAAUAGUCAAUUAAGCUUGAGGUAAUGGUGGUGUCUUCCUGAAUGAAGGCCUCUUGCUGAGAUGCUGCAGAGUUUUUUCCACAUAAAUUGUUUUGAUCA
This is a messenger RNA of Coffea eugenioides, 2365 nucleotides long. RefSeq names its product probable GTP diphosphokinase CRSH, chloroplastic. NCBI's taxonomy places the organism in Eukaryota, Viridiplantae, Streptophyta, Magnoliopsida, Gentianales, Rubiaceae. The coding region runs from base 79 to 1977 and encodes 632 amino acids. The transcript has 7 exons. Gene Ontology annotation, biological process: guanosine tetraphosphate metabolic process. The record is from RefSeq and is a predicted model, not a curated record. Gene Ontology annotation, molecular function: calcium ion binding.